UUUAUCUCAACCCCCGUUAUAUUAUAUUGGAUAUAUUCACACAUUAAAAAUAAUAUUUAGAGCCCAUUAUAAACAUUAACCAAUUCAUUGAUAUUUGCGUCAAACCCGUUAUCAUUGACUAAACAAUUUAACUCCGAACAUUUACUCGGCCUCCUUUUUUGUGUCAAUUUCCUGAAGACUAAAUUUUUGGCAACAAACGCCAAAAAAACUACAAGGAAAAAAAUAACACCCACAAAUCAAUCGGAUACUUUACACAUCACAACGACAAUUAACUACUAACAAGGUUCAAAUAUACCUCCAAGUCCUAUUCAACAGUUUAACGUACCUUUUUUUUUUUGCCUCUCGUUAUUAUCUCAACUAAUAAUACAGAAUGGGUAUUCUUGACAAUCUCAAGUCUUUUGUUCAUUCGAUCACCACGGAGGAUCAUUAUGCUUCCUUUGAUUCUCCUUACAAGAACUCAACAAUUUCAUCUGGAAAUGGUGCGAAUUCUUCUCUGAGACUCCAUGAAUUAGGUAGAUUACGCACUGCAAACUCUUCCAGUCAAUCCUUACAUGAGGGAAGUCGUAACUCUUCCUCCAAUAACGUGGUUGGUUAUAGACCAGGUCUUCGUUCUUCCACAACAAAUUUAUCAUCUUCAAACAAUGGAUCUGAAGUACAAUUACAAAACUUAAACACAUCUGGUCAACCACCAUUGCCUCUGAUAGAUUCUUUAUGGCUGCGUAUUGAACUGUGGGUUGAUGAAGAAUAUCCAGAAUUGGGUGAUAAUCUUAACUAUGGAGUCACUACCGCUGAUUUAAAUGAAUUUGAAAAUGAUGUAGGAUGUGGUUCAUUACCAAUGGAAGUGAGACAAUUUUAUAAAAAGCAUGAUGGACAAGAAAGAGGAGGUGACCCCACUGGACUUAUCAUGGGUCUUACUCUUUUGGAUUUAGAAAGUAUUGUGGAAGAAUAUAAAAUUUGGGGUACAGUAGCCAAUAGAUUGGAAAAACAACAAUAUAUUGCUCAACAUCAACAACAUGCUCCUUCUGCUACUGCUGGUAGUAGUUCUAGAAAUGGAAUUAAGAAGGAUAUUGGUAGUAACAACUUUCUUGCCAACCAAAGAUCUCUUCCUCCACAGGCAAUUCAACCAGUUUAUGUUCAUAAAGGAUGGAUUCCUGUGGUUAAGGAUGCAUAUGGUAACCAAGUUGCCGUUGAUUUGGCACCAGGACCAUCUGGAAUCUGGGGGCAAAUGAUUCUUUUCGGUAGAGAAUUCGAUACUAAGGUUGUUGUUGCAGCAUCUUUCCAAGAAUUUAUAUUUAAUUUUGUUAAUGAUUUAGAGGCUGGUAACUUCAAAAUUGAUCAAUCAGAAGGAAAUGAAGAAUAUGGAUAUUUGGAGAUUUCAAGAGAUGAUGAUUAUAUGAUUGGAGCAGAAGAAGAAGGACAAGGAGAAUUAACAUUUUUCGAUAGAGGUGGCAAAGAAUUUGGUAAGAGUAAGGAAGUUUUAUCAUAUAUUGAAGUUUUAAAGAGAAGAGCAUUAAGAAAAUUCGGAAUAACGAAUGUUGAUAGUUUUAAUACUGCAUUUGUUCCACAAAGAGUGAAGAAGGUUGGAUCCACUUCACCAAUUGUUGGAGGAUCUUCUAGUAGACCAACUACUCCGAUUACUAGUCCUAAGCCAAAUUCCAGUAGUCCUGGAGUGAGUGGAUUAACCAAGGAAACUUUGAUUGAUGAGGAAUCUAGUAAGAAGGAACAAAAGAAGACAUUUGUUAAAUCUGAAAGAGAGGAAAAGAAGUCUGAGCCAAAGAUUGAGAACAAGGCUGAAGUGCCAAAGGUUGUAGAACCAAAGGUUGAAGAACCAAAGGAAGAAGAGCCAAAGGAAGAAGUUAAAGAAGAAGUCAAAGAAGAAGUCAAAGAAGAAGUUAAAGAAGAAUCUAAGGGGAAAAAGAAUAAUAAGAAGAAGAAUAAGAAGGGAGGUAAGAAAGAAUCCGUAGCCGAAGAAAAGGAAGAUGUCAAAGAAGAUGGUGAAGAAGUAGCUAAAGAAGAAGUUAAAGUAGAUGAAGUUACAGAUGGCUUAAAAGAAGUCGAAUUAUAGGUAUAUACAGAAAAGAAGAGUUUAAAUAAAGAAACGUAACGUGUCAGUAAAUUAUUGUAGU
[Candida] anglica is the source of this 2126-nucleotide messenger RNA. NCBI's taxonomy places the organism in Eukaryota, Fungi, Ascomycota, Pichiomycetes, Serinales, Debaryomycetaceae. The record is from the annotation of a GenBank genome assembly.